AGUCUGCCCAUUUUAUCAUCAAAUUCUGGCCGAAUUCAUCGAGUUCAGAGAUCGAGGCUUUUUUAAAUUGGAAUAUGCUCUAAGGGUGUUUGGCCAAGUUUAAAAAAGUGUAUCUACUAAACAUUCUUGCCGUGAAUUGAAUAUGUACACUACGAAAUUGCCAGUAAAUAAGUUUACCUCAAACAAAUAUUAAUUGUUUAUUCUCAAAUACGUCUCGUCCACUUUUCAAUAUUAAAUAAGUACUUGAUAUUUUUUAUGCUUUUUACAAAAUUCAUUUCCCUGUUUUACGAACAGCCUGUAUAUCUAUGUGGAAGGAACUAGUAAUAUUAUAAGACAAUCCCAUUGACGUUACAUCCGAUCAAUGGACCCGUGUUUAUUGACACGACACUACGUUACAAGGUAUGUCUACACUUUUUUUUUACAUUAUCAGCUAAGUUAAUGCAAAACCUAUUUCUACUUUAUUUCUUCCCUUAGCAACCUGUCAAUUAUUUGUGCAACUAUAAGACCUGGUCUACACCUAAAUAAAAAAAAAACAUUUUUUUUUUAAUUAAAAAUAAUUAAGAAAAUCGUGGCUCUUUGUCAUUUCAAGUCCAUUUUAAAUGGAUACUGAAUAUAAAUUUUAUAAACCGGGACACCGUUUGUACGACUAAUUUAAAGAAAGAAGGAAAAAUCACUUGGUAGAACAUAAAUCGAAACAACCAAAUUUUUGCGACGGAUCGCAUAGCUGCAUAGGUACCUGCCAAGACAUUACAAUUCACAAAUAUCCUACAUAACCGUUCAUUAGACGUUUGAUGCGUAAUGUAAUUAGCUUAAACCAAAAAAAUAAUGAAUCACACCAAAUUUCACCAUCAUAAUUACAUUUCCAACCAAUAUAAUUGCUAAAGUAUGCGACAAUCACUCAUUAUCGAAUGAAAUAACGACGUCAUGUUCGCCAACAUUCUUCAUUAAGUUCAGUUAAUGAUUCCAAUAUAAAAAGGUAGGUAUAGAAUUCGCUUGAACUGUUUUAAGUCAUUCUAGUUGAAACGAUGGCGCGUUCUACAUUGUCCUUGAUCCUAGCUCUGAGUUUGUUCGCUAACGCGUUCUCCGUGCCAUACGACUCGAGGCCACAGAGAGAUGUUAUUGACAACGAAAUUAACAACAAAGAAACACAGAAAAGCACAACAACAGCAGACCAGAGUCUGGACAGUUUUGAUGACAACGACAAUGAUUUCGAAGAAGACUUCGCGGAUCCAUUGCAGACUUCAGCGUCUUCCGGCGGGAGCAACAUAUUCAGCUUGCUGAAAUUAGCAACGGCCUUUUUGCCUAGUGCGAGUGGCUCCAGUGGAUCAGGUGGAUCCAGUUCUGCUAACACCAGAGCUGAAACAAGUGUUUCACCACUGUGGACCCUCAAGCUGGACAUUCUGAAGGCGGUCUUGCAUUUCGGGACCAGCAUUUUGGGACUCUCUUCAUCUACAUCUAGUGAAGCUUCUGCGUCAUAGUUACGCUUACUAAUAAAUUAAUUCUUGCAGUAUUGUCAUUUUGUUAGAGGUAUAAACUUUAGCGAACCUAUUUCUUGAUAACGAGAAAUUAAAAAUGAAGAAUCUUAAAUGUGAAAUAAUCAAUGCUGUAUGCUUUAAAUCAUUAAAUAAUAUUUGAUAAUUC
Molecule: messenger RNA, 1641 nt
Organism: Bombyx mori (domestic silkworm)
Lineage: Eukaryota; Metazoa; Arthropoda; Insecta; Lepidoptera; Bombycidae
Exons: 3
Coding region: 1026-1478 (150 amino acids)
Source: RefSeq, a predicted model, not a curated record